This is a messenger RNA of Triplophysa dalaica, 1653 nucleotides long. It is a transcript of the gene slc1a8b, whose product is annotated as solute carrier family 1 member 8b. The record is from RefSeq and is a predicted model, not a curated record. The coding region runs from base 1 to 1653 and encodes 550 amino acids. Lineage: Eukaryota; Metazoa; Chordata; Actinopteri; Cypriniformes; Nemacheilidae. Gene Ontology annotation, cellular component: plasma membrane. Gene Ontology annotation, molecular function: neutral L-amino acid transmembrane transporter activity; L-glutamate transmembrane transporter activity; glutamate:sodium symporter activity. Gene Ontology annotation, biological process: L-glutamate transmembrane transport. The transcript is spliced from 11 exons.
AUGGUGGAAUAUUUCAAGAGGCUUAUCAAGAACUCCAUAUCUCAGAAGGUUCGUGAAUGGGUAAAGGACUACUGUAAAAGGAACGGUCUGCUCACUUUGUCCGUGUUAGCGGUGGUCUCGGGCUGUGUGGUGGGGUUCACGUUGAGAAGCUUGAACUUGUCAACACAGGCAAAGAUCUACUUUUCUUUUCCUGGAGAACUUUUAAUGAGAAUGUUGAAAAUGUUGAUUCUCCCUCUCAUCACAUCCAGUUUAAUGUCUGGCUUGUCUGCUAUGGACACAAAGGCCAGUGGACGUCUGGGUCUUCUGACCAUCACAUAUUACCUGUGGACGACCUUCGUCGCUGUGAUUGUGGGCAUUGUCCUUGUGCUGAUCAUUCAUCCUGGUGCUGGAAUUGAGAAAGAAGGCCAUAAAGCUGCAGGAGGACCGGUGAUGACAUCAGCCGAUGCCCUUCUUGAUUUGAUCAGGAACAUGAUCCCGUCCAAUCUGAUCGAGGCCACAUUUCAGCAGUAUAAAACGGAGCUCGUGCCUAAUUUUAAAAACAGUGAAAAAUCAUCACAGGCCAACUUUGUGUACAUUAUGCCAGACCAUGAGAACCCAAAGAUGGGUCACCCUGUGUUUCUGGAGCUGACUCCUCCACCUGAGAUCCACUACAGGAUCGUUCCAGGGAGAAGCAAUGGGAUGAACGUACUGGGAAUCGUCAUUUUCUCGGCCACUAUGGGUCUUUUGCUUGGUAGAAUGGGAUCGAGAGGUUUACCGCUUGUGAACGUGUGUCUGUGUGUCAACGAGUGUGUGAUGAAGAUCAUCAAUGCAGCUAUGUGGUACUUUCCGUUUGGAAUUGUGUUUCUGGUUGCUGGGAAGAUUCUGGAUAUGCAUGAUCCGGCCGUGCUCGCUGAGAAGCUGGGCAUGUACUUCAUUACUGUUCUUGCCGGACUGUUCGUCCAUGGUGUGAUAUUACUACCGAUGUUCUUCUUCCUGAUCACCCGGAAAAACCCAUUUAGCUACAUCCGUGGCCUCCUGCAGGCUCUGGUUAUAGCUCUGGCAACUUCAUCCAGUUCAGCUACUCUGCCCAUAACAAUGAAGUGUUUGCUGGAAAACUGCCACGUGGAUCGGAAAAUAGCUCGAUUCGUGCUUCCCGUCGGUGCAACUAUCAAUAUGGAUGGCACUGCGUUGUACGAGGCAGUGGCUGCCAUCUUCAUCGCACAGGUCAAUGAGUACGAGCUCGAUUUUGGACAACUCGUCACUAUCAGCAUCACCGCUACCGCGGCCAGCAUAGGAGCAGCUGGAAUCCCACAGGCUGGUCUUGUUACCAUGGUUAUCGUCUUAACCUCAGUGGGUUUGCCUCCGGAUGACAUCUCACUCAUUGUGGCCAUUGACUGGAUCCUAGACAGAUUUCGGACAAUGAUCAACGUGCUCGGAGACGCUUUAGCGGCGGGGAUCAUGGCCCACGUGUGCAGGAAAGACUUUCAGAAAAACAACCCAUCGUCAAACAACUCGGCAAGGAGGGAUACUGUGAUAUCCUUUGGAAACCAAAGCAUGCAGAGCUUUCCCACAUCUGAGACGCCGCUGCUGGCCAACAGGGACUACAUCUUAGAGGUCAUCGGGGAUCAGGUGAUCGAGAGACCGUCGCCCUCUUUCAACCUCCGCCAAGUCUAA